Molecule: messenger RNA, 3588 nt
Organism: Trematomus bernacchii (emerald rockcod)
Lineage: Eukaryota; Metazoa; Chordata; Actinopteri; Perciformes; Nototheniidae
Gene: amotl2b
Product: angiomotin like 2b
Exons: 10
Coding region: 231-2339 (702 amino acids)
Biological process (GO): regulation of cell migration; establishment of cell polarity involved in ameboidal cell migration; angiogenesis
Cellular component (GO): plasma membrane; bicellular tight junction; cytoplasmic vesicle
Source: RefSeq, a predicted model, not a curated record
GCUCUUCACAUUCAUUUCACAGCGAGAGAGCAGCCCGUCGAGGGGGAGCAACAUGAGACAAGUUUGACUCUAUAAACUCAUGGAAAAAGUGGAAUUACUCUGACUUUUUUUACUUCGACAUCGAGAACAACGUUUUGUUAUCAUGAGAGUGUGAGCUGCUGAUUUAAAAUAUAUAUUUUCAAGAAAAACUCAACUCAAGUGCUAGAGAAGAUAAACAUACUCAAAACAAUAUGUCAUCCACUGAAGAACCGUCUGGCACGGUCCUGCACCGGCUGAUCCAGGAGCAGCUGCGCUAUGGAAACCCCACAGACACCCGCACUUUAUUAGCCAUCCAGCAGCAGGCCCUGCGUGGAGGCAGUGGGAGCAACAGUGGACCCAGCAGUGGAUGUGAACUGGGCAGGAGCCCACGCUCCUCUCUGGAGAGUCUCACCCAGGAGGAGCCUCCGUUCCCUCAGCUCUCUGCCAGGCAGGAGCCCCAGGGCCAGGAGCACCAGGGAGACUACCUUCACUCAGAGAGUGGCUACCAGCUCUACCAGCUGCACGGCGAGGAGCUGCCAACAUACGAGCAGGCCAAGGUACACUCUCAGUAUCUGGCCUCUAACUGGGCCCCUACAGGCCCCGUCAGGCAGCACCACGAGGGGCUCCUGCAUGAAGGAGCCUUCCAUGAAGAGGCAGAUAUAAUGGAGCUGAAGUGCAGCCAUGUUCGAUCUCUCAGUGAGCAUUGCAUGCAGAUAUCUCUGGAGAGGAAUGAUGCAGCUGCUAAAGCGGAGGCCCUCAGGUGCACCUCUCACAGCUACCCUGAGCUGCCGUACUACACACCGCCGGCCCUCCAGAGCCCGAGGCAGAGCAUGGACAAACGCAGCCCCCCUCCAGUCUACUCAGCCCCCAUCCAGGGCCAAGGAUUUAUUCCUCACCAGAGCCAGGAGGUGCAAGCACAGCAGCACAGGUAUGUCCAGUCUGUCCAGCAAGCUGAACUGCCCUGCUACAGCACAUUCAGCAGCCUGCCACCUGCUGGCUUGGAGGAGCCCAACCAGGUGGAGCUGCUGCUGAUGGAAAACGAGAGGCUGAGGCAAGAGCUGGAAGCACACAGGGAGAAGACUGGCCGUAUUCAGAAGCUGGAGCAUGAGAUCCAGCGUAUUUCCGAGGCCUAUGAGACAAUGAUGCAGGGCAGCUGUAAGAGGGAAAACCUGGAGCAGACACUGAGGAAGAGGCUAGUGUCUGAGAUCAGGAGGCUACAGGAUUUCAACAGAGACCUAAGAGAAAACUUGGAAAAUGCCAGAUCACAUGUUGCUAAAGAAGUAGAAGCAGCUGACCACAACCAGCACAUCAUGGCGAAACUCCUUGAACAAAAUGAGGAGCAGAACUUUGAGAAGGAGCGCGUAGAGCGGGAGUUGGAGCGAUUGCGAUCCACAGUGGAGGAGCAGAACAAAAGGUCAAAGCAUCUCGAGGACGCGCUGGACACAGCUCGUGGACGAGGCCGCCAGCUUGAAGACGAGUUGAGGAGGAAGAGGGCUUAUGUGGAGAAGGUUGAGAGACUUCAGAGUGCGCUGGCUCAGCUGCAGUCCACCUGUGAGAAGAGGGAGACCCUGGAGAUGAAGCUGAGAACGCGACUAGAGCAGGAGCUGAGGACUCUGAGGGCACAACAGAGGCAGACUCAGCCACCAGGAGUGACAAUGGGCUCCCUCCAAGAGCGCCUGCAUGAGCGCGAGGAGCGAAUCCUGGCCCUCGAGGCCGACAUGGUGCGCUGGGAGCAGAAGUACCUGGAAGAAAGCACCAUGAGGCAGUUUGCCAUGGAGGUGGCUGCCACCGCCGCUGCACAGAGAGACACCACCAUCAUUAACCACUCACCUUGCCACUCCUCCAACAACAGCUUCAACGAGGACCUGCCGGUGGCCGACUACAGGAAUCAGGAGAUGGAGAACAGGAUCCGUGCUCUUUACGCUCAGAUCUUGGAGAAGGACGCUGUGAUCAAGAUCCUCAACCAGCGGCUGCACCAGGACCAAGGGAGGAAGGACGAACACAGCCCCCGCCCAAACCUCCUGAAUACAGUGGGGGCAUCUCUCCGACCCGCCUCCUCCACCCCCUCCAUCAACACCGCCUUGAGCAACACAAGGAGUCGAGGUAAGAGUCUCUCAGACGAUCAGACUUUGCCAAGCCAUCAGUUCUCCGCUCAGUCUGAGCCUGGAGCGCUCGAGCUGCAGGUGGAGGGGACGAAAGCCAAAGAGGCUGCCAGCACGACUAAGCUCAACAGUGACAAGGCAGCGCCUAAGAAGUUGCUAUUAAACCCCUUCAGAGGCCUGGAUGAGCUGGAUUCAGAGGCGGUGGAAAUCUUCAUUUAAAGAACCGGGAGGUGGAUUUUGAAUGAGAAGAAAUAACAAUUCUGAGAAUCUGUGAAGAGUGCAAGUCUUUGAAAAGAGUGGAUUGAAUAUUGGAUUCAAGAAUGUCGUGGAAAGAGGCCAAUGCACGCAAAAAAUGAGGACCAUUUUCACAUUUUUAGAGACAGAGCUGUGCUCCGCCUCACUCCCUCUCACUAAGCUGGACAGCUGCAGGCAGUCUGCCCGGCUGGGUGAGAAAAGACUAAUCUUCUGAGGUACUUGGACAGUAUUGUGGAUUGUAAUAGGGCAACAUGUUUUCAGAGAGUGAAUGCCUAAAUAUUUAUAUAAAUAUAUAUAUUUGCUGCUUUCCCCCUUCACAACCCCCUUUAUCUCCUCUCCCAACCCAGUGAAUUAAGAAGCUACAUAUUUAUCUUAUCUGGUUUCCACAUUCCCCAAAUAUUAACUUAAGCCUCCUGCUCUUCAAGACACAUAUUCAAUAAAAGGUUAUCUAUGUGACCUCUAUUCCCCCCCUCUCCAAUAAGAAUUGUCAAUCUGAGUAACCUCAUUCCCAUCACUUGGAUCUUAUCUGUGUGUAAGACUUCCCUGUGUUCAAUAAUUUAAGCUUAUAACACAUGAGACACUGCUGAUUUAAAUGCUCUUGCUGUCCAUAUUGCUGAAGCCCGAGCAGCUGGUUCUGCAAAGGUUUAGAGGUGUGUGAACUGUGAGAUGCAUAAUAUAUUAAAGACAAACUGAAACAGACAUGGUGUUGUUAGUGAUUUUGAAAGGGUGUUGAAUCUUGGUGUUGAUUUCAUCAUCUGUUUUUCUGAUGACUUUUUCCUUAACAAAGUAUGUUUGCAUGUGUGAUUACAGUAUGUGAGUGUGUUCCCUGAUGUGGUGAUUCUGCUGGUUUGGUCACCAUUGUGGGAUAAAAGCUGAAAAACUACACCGUGUUGUUUUGUUUGUUUACUGUGAGCUUUGAACUAACAAGCAGGUUUAUUAUUAUUAUUAUUAUUAUUAUUAUUAUUAUAUAUUUUCUACAGAUUUGUUUGUAUUGUUAUUUUAGGUUCGAUAGGGCUUUGAGCAGGAUGCCAAAGAGUUUAUGUAUGUUUGUCGUAAGUUAUGUGCCGACAAUCACGGUCAUGUCAAGCUGUACACAACCAACCUAGUGUUGACUUCAAACAGACAUUUCUGUGAACUUCAAACAAUAUGAAGGCUUUUACAGUUGAAUUCAUGCAACAUUUCAUAAAGCAAUAAAAUAUUCUAAUAUACAUUA